Molecule: messenger RNA, 1920 nt
Organism: Cynocephalus volans (Philippine flying lemur)
Lineage: Eukaryota; Metazoa; Chordata; Mammalia; Dermoptera; Cynocephalidae
Product: mucin-19-like
Exons: 4
Coding region: 827-1645 (272 amino acids)
Source: RefSeq, a predicted model, not a curated record
GCCGCCGCCGCCGCCGCGCGUCCGCCAUCUUUUGGGGCCGCCAUACUUGCCCUGGCGAAGAAGAUGGCGGCGCCCAUCACACACAUAAAACAUGGCUUCCCUUCAAAACAAAAACAUCCCGGGGCCGGCGCGCGGCCGGCGCUCACCUGAGGACCACAUGGUGACCGAGAACUCGCCCUCCAGGGUCUUGAUCUGCACCUGCUUCUGCUCCCACUUCUUGUUGCCCGGGUCGGCGCCGCCGCCGCCCGCCGCGCCGGCCCCGCCGCUGAGGUAACUCUUCUUGCCGCUCUUCUUGCCGCCCCCCUUCUUGACGCGGCCGCCCCCCGACGACGAAGAGCCGCCGCCGCCGCUCUUGCCGGCCGCCGCCACGGUGACCAGCGUCUGCUCGAUGUAGUCGUCGUCGCCGCCGGCCGGCGCGGGCACCGGGAUGAGGAUCUGGUCCUCGAAGCCGUCCUCGGCGCGCAGCCCGUCCGAGUCGUCGCCGCCCACCACCUCCUCGCGCGUCUGCACCAGGAUCACCUCCUGGUGGUGGUGCACCUGGGUCGGGUCGUCGGUGACCAGCGGCUGCAGCGCGAUCAUGGGCGGGUGGUGGUGGUGGUGAUGGUGGUGGUGGUGGUGGUGGCCGGCGUGCCCGUGGCCGCCCCCGCCGCCGUGGUCGCCGCCGCCGCCGUCCUCGUCGUCGUCGUCGUCCUCCUCCUCCUCGCCCACCACCGUGGUCUCGAUGGUCUCCACCGGGAUGGUCUCCACCUCGAUCUCGUGCAGCUCCACGAUCUCGGCCGGCAUCUCCGAGCCGUCCGUGGCGAUGUAGAGGGUGUCGCCCGAGGCCAUGGCUGAGGGCUCCGCCGCCACGGCCGCGGCGGCCUCGGCUCCUGGGCUGCGGGCGGGCGGGCGAGGAGGCGGCCGGCCGUGGGGAAGGAAGGCAGAGGGAGGAAGGCGGCGAGCGGGCGGGGGGAGAGGGGGCGGGCGGCGGGGGGGAAGGGGCGGGCGCGGCGGCCGCGGCGGCGGCGGGACUUCCCCGCCUCCCUCGCCUCGGUGCGCCCGCGCUCGCUCGGCCGCGGCUCCUCCCGGCUCCCCGCCUCGCCUCGCCUCAGCCGCCCGCCCUGACCGCGCCUCCUCCCGCCCUCCGGGCCGGCGCCCCGCUUCCCCCUUCCUCCUUCGCCUCCGCCUCCUUCCACACAAAUACCAACUCCUCAACCCGAGCCCAGAUCUCGCCGCCGCCGCCGCCGCCACACUCCGCUCGGGCUCGGGCUCGCGAGAUUUCCGCGCUGGCCUCGGCCCGCCCCGCCCUACCUCACUCCCACUCGCUGGCUGGUCUUCAUGCUCCGCCCGCUCUGCCAAUGGAUCGGCCCCGCUUGCCGCCGAGGCCCCGCCCACUCAGCCGGGCUCUUCCUGCAUUGGGGCCGGCGGGGCAGGGGGGCGGGGCGGCCCUCACGCGCGCUGGCUGGCCGGGGCGCGUGACGUCAGCGCGUUGCCGCUGCCACCGCCUCCUCCCGCCGCUCUGCGACGUGCGGCUCCCGCCCUCCGCGGUGCAACAGCAACAAAACCCGCCGCCUCAGGCCCGGGCUGCACUCGGGAGCGGGGCGUCGCCGCCGCAGUCGCCGCCUCGGUAGCGGCGGCUAGCCAAUACCGGCAUCCGAACCCUUGAUCUUUAUUAUAACACCGCACUCUAACCAACUGAGCUAACCAGCCAGCCCGGUGUCCUGAUCUUUAAGAAAAUCAUGAAAAAUUGAAAACUUGGAAAGGCUAGAAAUCUGUGGUGAUCACCAGCAUCCUCAGCUUCCCAUGCUGCUUGUGUCUGAAAUGAAACGUCACCCUUGGAUCAACCUGCUUCUGUCUCUAUACUGCUGAAAUCCUGGGAUCUACUAGAGAAAACACCAUUUGUGUAUCGUGUCUCCCGUCAGUCUACCAGACAUCCUGUCA